Molecule: messenger RNA, 12282 nt
Organism: Paramuricea clavata
Lineage: Eukaryota; Metazoa; Cnidaria; Anthozoa; Malacalcyonacea; Plexauridae
Source: the annotation of a GenBank genome assembly
AUGGAAGGUUUGCAAAAUCUAACCUAGCUUUAACUAUCUGACUCUCGCUUUUCUAUUAUAAAUUUCUCAGCAAUGCUGGUAGACCAUUUCCACAUUGAGUAAGAUUUGCUCGACAAUCAGCCUUGAAAUCGAAUUUUGAAACUCCGCAUAUAACAAUAUAGAUUGUUUGUUUUAUAGAUCUCAUUCGAUUUUAUUUCAGGUCAUUCUGGAAUUCGGUUUGAUGAUGCUACUCUUGAAGCAACCCCUGGUUUUAGUACACUAUUAGAAAUGGUCAAAAAAAUUUGCUCUUUCUCUUGCUGUCUGAACGAGUGUUGUACCAUACUUGAAACAUUACUUCGUAUUUUCCAGCCAGAGAACCUCACGCAACAGUUUACUCAAUUACAGAUAGAUCGGUAAAACAACUCAGCUACCUUUACCUUGAAGCCACCGACUAUCCAAAAUCAAUUGAGUACGCCCAGAAGCUUCUAAAUUUGGCCGACAAGUUGAACGUUCAGAAUUUUAGAGCGGAUGCCGAUUACUUACUUGGUACAAACUACGGCCAUCAGAACUCGUUCGAGAAAGCGCUGUCGCACUUAGACGCAUAUGAGCUACACUGCCAUGAGACCGCGGACAAGUUGGGUGAAGCCAACAUAUCAUUGACGCGGUCCCAAAUUGCUCGUGAACGUAACGAAGAUGAAGCGUCUUUGCGGUAUGCAAAGGAUUUUCUGUUGAAAGCAAAGUCAGCAAAUGAUGAAAUACUUGAAAUUAAGGCCCUCAUUAAUCUUGGUGAUGCGCAUAUGCGCCUUUUUAACGUACAACAGAGCUUGCACUUUUUUGACAAAUGUUUGCAAUUAGCUAAAAAAAUUGGUCAUGCUAAAAUAGAGACGGAAAGUAAGUCUCGAACGGCGACUGCAUAUCUACUGUUAGGAGAAAACAAGAAAGCGUAUGAUAUGUUCAUGGAAUGCCUUGCGUUCCUUGAAACUGAUCACACGAAUAAAGAUUUAGAAUCCACGGUGUUGAACAACAUUAGUUAUGCGGCGCUUCAUUUGAUCGAGAAGUAUGACGGUAACGAAGCCUUCCAGCUGAAGAAAAAGGCCUUGGUAUUUAUCCAGAGAUGUCUAUCGAUUGCCGAAUCUAUUAAUAGUCCCAAAAGUGUUGCCCUCGCUCAUUUAAAUAUGGGUUUGGUGUUUAUGGAAAGUUACGGAGAUUAUGACAACGCUACCGAACACUUUCACGAAGGUUUAAGAAUCGGAGUGGAAUUAAAAAGCGCCAGAAUUAUUCAUAACGGCUACUGUUGCCUCGGUAGGUUAUUCGAAGCUAAAGGAGAAAGACGUAUGGCGAAGGAGUAUUUCACGAAAGCUCUUAAAUCAGAAGACCCACCUUGUACUCACUGGGGUGAGGCAGAUAAGCUGCGAUUCAGCCCAGACUACUUGCUGGCAUUACAGCACAUGCGCGGGAAAGAGUGGAAAGAUGCUGCAAAAUGCCUACAAAGAGUGAUUCAAAGAUGCAAACGCCAAGGCAAGAGUGUCAAGGACAGCCUUCUCAAAAUAUCCUUCAACAACAAGCUGACAAAACCAUACCAGUACCUACAGUAUGCUUAUCUAGAAAUGGAGGCCCCAAAAGACGCUUUAGUCAUUGGUGAAGAAGGAAGAGCUCGAGAUUUUUACGACAAACUUGUCGACAGAAACGAGAAUGCUGUUGAAUCGGAACCCAACCUGGACCUGUUAAAGAUCUCUAAGGUGCACAAUACAGCCGUGUUAUUUUUAUCUCAGCUGACUGUCGUAAGUCGAGUGUAUUGUUGGUUUAUCGGAAACGAUGGCCGAAUAGUUGAUGUAUUUUGGGUGUCACAAGACGACUGGAAACCUUUGAACACUAAACUGUGUGUUACUAUGCAUAAAUUGGCAGUUAACUGGGAGAAUUCAGAGAGAUCCAUUGAGUACAGAGGAGUAGAGCCGUUGGAAGAUAACGACGUAGAUUCUUCUCCAAAGUAUUUACAAAGCGUUACCGAACAUACGGAGUCAUCAAUGGAGGACGCGCUUGACAAGGGUGUCCUGGAUCCAAAUCCUAGCUCAAAAUAUUUGUCCGGCCCAUCUCUGGAAGAAAAAAGCAGUCGAAGUAUAAUAGGAACGAAUGAAUCGAUUACCACACCAAAACAUAGCCCAGUACCUGGAACGCAACCACGUUUUUCGUCUAAGACAGCAACGAGUUCAAAGAAAGCUUUAAGAAAUCUAAUCGAAGAGUUAUCGGAUAUUACCAAUAAAAUAAGGUAAAUCGUUUUCAAGUGAAACGUUGGGAAAAAUGGAUGUGCAUGGUUCUAGACUAUAGCUUCAAACAUACAAGCUAAAAUAACUAAUAACCAUGACCAGCCGAUAAUUUAAAAAAACGAAGUCAAAAACAAAUUCCGAAAAAACAAGACAUGCAACAUAUGAUUCAAAACAAGACGCAGGUUGAGACUGUAAAUAUGACUUUAUUUCAAAGUCAUGCUCAGACAGAAUCGAAUGAAAUAGAAUACUUUACAACACACGCACACACACACAUAUGUGAUAAAACACGACUACAAGUGCUUUAAAUGGCUUAAAAAACGACUACAUUCAGUAUUCAUUUGCUUCUACAUUCAGUAUAUAUUUCAUAAAUUUCCAGUCUUAAAUGCGUCUGACCGUGUAGCUCAGUUGGUAGAGCGUCGAUCUAGUAAUUCUAAGGUUGCGGGUUCAAGACCCAGCCGCGGCAGACUUUAUAUAUCUUUCUGCUUACGCUGGGUAUGGAAAUUAUAUAUAAUACACACUCGAGAACAUUUUUCACCUUAACAUAUAUAUAUAUAUAUAUAUAUAUAUAUAUAUAUAUAUAUAUAUAUAUAUAUAUAUAUAUAUAUAUAUAUAUAUAUAUAUAUAUAUAUGUUAAGGUGAAAAAUGUUCUCGAGCAUCCCAGUAUAUAUAUAUAUAUAUAUAUAUACUGGGAUGCUAUUGCCCACCGAUUAAGUUCACAUUUUGGAAUUUAAAACCUUAGGCCUAAAUCUAAAUCGUUUUUAAAAUCCGAACUGCAAACUUGUAACGGGUACGUCGACUACCGGUUCGCGGUUUGCCGUAAUAAUGGCGAACGUCAAUCUAAAACUCUCUAAUGUCCCCCAGCCAAAGGCGCGGAGCGCCGUUCCGGGGCACGGCCUGAGCGAGAGUACUAAUUCCGCCUGGCUAUUUACACCCGGGGAAACGAAUGCAUUAGCGAAGUCUAAAGUUCAUCAACGAUCGCGGGCGUGAGCAACGGUGUUGAGUGUGUGGUUAUCCUUGAUCUGAAGAUAUGGCUGUUUGCCAGGAGUGAAGAUUAAGGCAAAAAAUAUUAAAAAAUACAUGUAAGAAAGCUUGGAAAAUUGUUUCACUUAACAAAUUGUAAAACUUUUUUCCAAUUUUUAAACGUAAACAUUUAAUGUAAGAAUUGAUAUUGUAUGAGAAAUCCCAAAGUAAAAGGCAAGUUUGUUUCAAUUGUUUAAGUAUGACUUUGUAUUUAAUCAUAUAUACUUUGUUCUUGAUGUUCAAGUAUUUCCUAUGCAUUGUUUGCGAAAGUUUCUUAUUAACUGAUAAACUUUUGUAGAAGUUCAUGAUAAAAAGUAAAGCAAAUUAUUUUCAUUAGCGUCCUGUACGAAUUAAAUUUGUUUCAUUUCGAAGUGCGAGUAAUAAGUUGAAGCUCGAGUUGAGAAGUUUUUAAAUAUCGGCAAAAAGCAGUUUCAAUUCACAUUUAAAAACGUUUUACGUACAGUUUCGUUUCCAAUAGAAACUCAAAUAAUAUAAAGUUUCUGAAACGUUCUCUGAUCGUAAUUUUUUAUUUACUGUAGUCGAGGACCUGUAUAUGAGUUUGUAUGCAUUUCAUUUAGGACAGAUAAUCUCAACUGUUUUAGCGUAAGUUGACCAUGACGGUCAACAUGGUAACGCUGCCCGAACCCCAAUCCAGGACGAAACGUCCGAAACUGACCACACCCAAAAACGACGCUUUGGCUAUAGUGCUAUCUACCAAACCAUACAAGCUUUGGCUAUUCUGAAGUGCUUAUAUGGUUCAGAGAUGGUGCUUUUAGGGGUGGUCAUUGGUAAGUGUGAAAUGCCUAGCACUGUUAUUUCACAAGAAAAUUACCAUGAAAUAGUCAUAGUCAAACGUCAAUUUGUGGCUUACAACUUCAGAUAAACAGCAGUGGACCUACAUUACCUUUCUUCAUAAAUCUUUUUGGUAGAAACAUAAUUGGUGCUUAUUUAAUUAUAUUAUCACUGUUGUGGUGUAAAAUGGUUAAUAUUUUGUGACCAAAAUAAUAAUUUCAAAUGUGCCUAUCUCCUGCAAUGUGCCUAUCUCCUGUUGUGGCUUACAACUUCAGAUAAACAGCAGUGGACCUACAUUACCUUUCUUCAUAAAUCUUUUUGGUAGAAACAUAAUUGGUGCUUAUUUAAUUAUAUUAUCACUGUUGUGGUGUAAAAUGGUUAAUAUUUUGUGACCAAAAUAAUAAUUUCAAAUGUGCCUAUCUCCUGCAAAUGGACGUAUUUGGCCAAAUUCUCCGCUUUACUCCGCUGUUUAUCGCAGAUCUCGUUGAAAUACUUCCAAAUAUGCAAUUCAGCUCAAAUAUAACGGUAUCAAGCACGUUUUAAACAAGUUUUAACUGGGUUUCAAGUACAUCCUACAUGUUUAACCAUCGACAAGGUAAAAUCUCAACUUUGUCCAAAUUCGGCGCCAUUUUGUCAUCCCGUUCGGUUGUGCACAUUUCGGCCUCGUUCUUCUUCCAUCGAAGCCUUACAAGAAGUGAUAAUGACAAAUUUAACCCUUUGUUAAGUGUAUUAAAAUAAAAAUACAAUAAAAAAGGCGAAAUGCAGUAUUUUAUCACCCUGUAAGAUGUUGCUUACGAGUCUUUCAAAACAUUCCGUACAAAUCUCGCGUGGCAAAGUAACAGGCACCUGACAGGAGGGUGGAGACUUCAAAAAUAAAAGCAAAGGCAAGCAGAACGCAGUGUAAUGUAAUAAUGAUAAAACCAACAAUCAACAUUUAAUUUGUAUUUUCGUAUUACAGGUAAUAGUAUGUAUUUAUUUCUCGCUACAAGAAAUAAAACAAACGCUUGUAUGAUUGUAUUUAGUUUUUGUUUAUUUCACGCAGCCUUCGUGAAAAAAAUCAUUAAACAGGUAGGAUGUAUUUGAAACCCAGUUAAAACUUGUUUAAAAUGUGCUUGAUACCGUUAUGUUUGAGCUGAAUUGCAUAUUUGGAAGGAUUUCAACCAGAACUGCGAUAAACAGCGGAGUAAAGUGGAGAAUUUGGCCAAAUACGUCCAUUUGCAGGAGGUAGGCACAUUUGAAAUUAUUAUUUUGGUUACAAAAUAUUAGCCAUUUUACACCAAAACAGUGAUCCCCAAACCGACGGCGCGAAGCGCCGUGUGAGGGUACUAAUUCCCCCCGGCUAUUUACACCCGGGGAAGAGAAGCAUUAGCGAAGUCUAAAGUUUAUCAAACAUCGUGGGCGUGGGUCACUGUGCGUGUUUCGGCGGGUGGUCAUCCUCACUGAUCUCAUAAUAUAGCGGAUUGUAAUGAAUAGCCAACACUGAUUGGUCCAAUUUAAAAUUGGCAUUAUAACGGCUGCAUGACGAUUGACGACAGCGAAAAUGAUUUGAUGAUUUCUCAUUUCUUGCAAAUAUAUUUCAUUUUUGCAAGAUUUUGUAAAUUGCAAAGGAUUUUUGAUGAAAUAAAGGUAAGAGGAUUGCUAAAAGAAGGAAGUAAAAGUGCCGACGUUAACGAAGGUAAGUUUGUUUUAAAUAUUGAUGCAUUGUUUGCUUUUAAUAUACUGUAAUCUCGGCUGUAUUUACUUUAAAAGCCGAUCGUUGCGUAUAUAAAAUAUGAAACAAGACAGCGUAUUAUUUCAGUGUUUCUUUAUUGAUUACACUUUUUAUUAUACUAAGCAAAGUUAUUUACAUGGGAGAAUUUGGAAUCAUUUUAUUUCGAACUCAAAGUUUAUCGAUAAAGGCAGUUUAGUUCUAUAUUAAAAGAACACUUUCAAACGUUUUGCGAAGCGUUUGUAGUUGAAUUUUACCUUAAAUUGAAGCUUAUAUUACGUAUAAUAACAUACCUACUGUAAUUACUUUAAAAGCCGAUCGUUGUGUAUAAAUAUGAAACAAGACAGCGUAUUAUUUCAGUGUUUCUUUAUUGAUUACACUUUUUAUUAUACUAAGCAAAGUUAUUUGCAUGGGAGAAUUUGGAAUCAUUUUAUUUCGAACGAUAAAGGCAGUUUAGUUCUAUAGUAAAAGAACAUUUUAAAACGUUUUGCGAAGCGUUUGUGGUUGAAUUUUACUUUAAAUUCAAGCUUAUAUUACGUAUAAUAACAUACCUAACAUAUAUAUGUUUAGGAAAUGGAUAAUUUUGUAAUUAAAAGUGAUAUUUAUAGGGGAUUUUUCAUUUGUAAAAAUAUUCUUAAAAAAUUAUCGUGUUACCAUGACAACUACUUAAAAUACUUCACGUUCGGAAAAUAAAAUGGUUUUGUCAGCAAGACGAGGGUUUCUGCAUGCAUGUAUUUUCUAGUAAUAUAAUUAAAUAAGCACCAAUUAUGUUUCUAUAAAAAAGAUAAAAAAGGUAAUAUAGGUUCACUGCUGUUUAUCUGAAGUUGAAAGCCACAAAUUGACGUUUGACUAUGAGUAUAAUUGCAUGGUCAUUUUCUUGUGAAAUAUCAGUGCUAGGCAUUUUGCACUUACCAAUGACCACCCCUUAAAGCGCCAUCUCUGAACCAUUGAGCACUUCAGAAUAGCCAAAGCUUGUAUGGUUUGGUAGAUAGCACUAUAGCGAAAGCGUCGUUUUUGUGUGUGGUCGGUUUCGGGCUUUUCGUCCUGGAUUUGGGUUCGGGCAGCGUUACCAUGUUGACCGUCAUGGUCAACUUACUCUAAAACAGUUGAGAUUAUCUGUCCUAAAUGAAAUGCAUACAAACUCAUAUACAGGUCCUAGACUACUGCUAGUCUGCAGUCUUCGACAGUGAUACUAAAUCAUAUAAACUAUUCUACGGAUGUGACUACAAGGACAGUGGUUUACAAUUACAACUAUAAUAACAAUGCAAUAAACAAUGAGUAUUGAAUACAAAAGAAGAGAAACUCCAAAAAUCGAUAACAUUUUUAUUUAUCAAAAAUAUUUUAUUAUUUUUUUAUUAUUUUUUUGAUAAAUAAAAAUAUUAUCGAUGUUUGGAGUUUCUCUUGUUUUGUAUUUUAUUAAAAUACUCAGUGGUUCUAAAAAUGAGCAUUGCAUGUCAUUAUAGUUGUAAUUGUAAUUGUAAACCACUGUCCUUGUAGUUACAUCCGUAGAAUAGUUUAUAUGAUUUAAUAUCACUUUACCUGUCGAAGACUGUAGUCUUCACUUUACCUGUCGAAGACUGUAGUCUUUAAAUAAAAAUUUACGAUCAGAGAACGUUUCAGAAACUUUAUUAUGAAUCCUGGUCGCGCAUCUAGCAUUUUUAAUAAAAUAAUAUACCUACAUUAUAUAUUUUAGAAAUUGAUGGUUCUGUAUUUAAAAGUGUUCAAAUUUCAUAUAUUUUUGCAGGUUUGUACAAAAAAUUAAAAAAUCAAUUAUCGUGUUGCCAUGAGUAACAUGAUGUGAGCAACGCUAGCCUACGUUCAGUGUUGGCGUAAUUACGAAUACUUCAUGUUGAAACAAUGUUUGGAAAAUUUAGGCGAGGGGGUAGUUGGGUGCAUAUAUUUCUAGUAAAGUAUUGUAUUUCAUUCUGUCUGAACAUGACUUUGAAAUAAAGUCGAAAUUUUACAGUCUCAACCUGCGUCUUGCUUUGAAUCAUAUAUUGCAUAUUCAAGAUGUCCUCUCUUUUUGGAAUUUGUGUUUUACUUUAAAAUAACUAAGGAACUCGCAUUUUGACAACGCAAUAGAUCCUUCUUGAACUUGUUUUGAAAUAGUUUCACUAUUUCAGGCUGCCUCUGACGUCAAUAUAUAUAUAUAUAUAUAUAUAUAUAUAUAUAUAUAUAUAUAUAUAUAUAUAUAUAUAUAUAUAUAUAUAUAUAUAUAUAUAUAUAUAUAUAUAUAUAGGCGAAUGUCAAUAAGUAGGCCUAUAUUGACAUUAUAGUGUCGAAUCAUACGAAUAGAGUGCUCGAUACGUAAGUAGAGCAAAUGAAAGACAAACUUGAGUUACUUCGUUUAAAACAUUUGUUCACGACAAAUUUGUUUCGUAUGGGAAACUAAGCUUGCCAAACUCAUCACAUCAAUGAUGAUAUCGCGCUAUUAUAUAAAACUUGAGCUAUUAUAUAAAAAUAUAAGGGUAAACCUAUGUCUGUAACCUGAGCUAUUGGCUGCUAAUCAGGAAUUUCUUCCUGUGCCUACAUGCGGAUAUUAGUUUGUUUCUUGAGUUCAAAGAGCUUAAUUUUGGAUAGUAAAUUAUAAUAAACUUUUCGUGCAGGCAUAAUUUACAACGUUUUGUUUUGUUUUGUUUUGUUUUGUUUUGUUUUGUUUUGUUUUGUUUUGUUUUGUUUUGUUUUGUUUUGUUUUGUUUUGUUUUGUUUUGUUUUGUUUUGUUUUGUUUUGUUUUGUUUUGUUUUGUUUUGUUUUGUUUUGCUUUGUUCUGUUUUGUUUUGUUUGAGUAGGCCUUAUAUUUCUUUAAAAUUUUCCAGCGGAUUGUAUAUUGGAUUGUAUCAACUGCCAAAUAUAUUUACUCAGUUCGGUUGAAUGUUUAUGUUCCGGGUUUCAAAUUCCUGCAAGCUAUUGAUGAAUGUUUCCCGCCAAACCAUCCACUACAUAAACAACGUGCACAAUAUCAUUACGGCGCACAACAGAACCGUACUCGAUUGCAAGCAGCCCAAGGCUACUAAAAAUCCCGAUAGGAAGUGCAAUUGCCGCCAGGAAAAAUCCUGCCCCCUCCCUGCCAAAUGUUUAACCGAAAGCGUUGUGUACCAGGACACAGUAACGAGAGAAGACAACCGCCAGAAAGAAACCUACGUUGGACACACAGCGGGCCCAUUUAAAGUUAGAUAUUAUAACACUGAGCUGUAUAAUAACUGGAGGACCUGCUCCUAUACUUCGUUCAGUCAACGAAGUGUCCGCAAAAACAUGUCGGAUUUUGAUUGAAAAUGACGCCAUUUCCAUGACUACUGGUCCCUAAAUUCAUCGUAAUUGCCACUGAACAAGGCUCAAAUAUGAGCCCGCCACAAUUUUCACCCCCUCCCCCCCUGGUUUUUAUAAAAAUAUUUCGGCUUUUUGCAGUGAAUACUUGUUGUUUUGAUAUUUUCGACAUAUUUUUUCGACUGUUAACCAUUUGUUCAAAGGUGUGGAAGCCGUCAGGGGCGGCGCUACAGCGGGGUGGGGGGGGAACACCCCCCACUCGUCAGCUAAUCGGCAAAUUGUUAUCUCAGUCGGCAAAACUGGAUUGGCCAAAGAUAACCACUGAAGAAACCAAAAUUGACCUCCUGAAUAAUUGAAUUCAAACCGAAUAUCACGAAUAGCAUGCAUAAAAGAAACCAAACAUGCAGCAAUGCAAAUUCUUUCGAAUACAGUAUCUUCACUUCUUUCAGUCCAAAAACAUAAUAUUAUUGAAAUCAUAAUUACGUAAUUAAAUUUGGUUGGUUGUUGUCGUUGUCGUUGUCGUUGUCGUUGUCGUUGUCGUUGUCGUUGUCGUUGUCGUUGUCGUUGUCGUUGUCGUUGUCGUUGUCGUUGUCGUUGUUGUUGUUGUUGUUGUUGUUGUUGUUGUUGUUGUUGUUGUUGUUGUUGUUGCUGCUGCUGCUGUUGUUGUUGCUUAUUAUACUGUUCUAUAAAAGAGGCAAAAAUAGCGAAUUUUCUUGCACGAAGCGACCUUUUUCCUUUGUCGGUAUCACUUAUUACGUCAGCAAGACGUGGCAAAAUCAGUCCUCGAAAACGAGGUCGGCAUUCGGCAAUGCCGGGCUAAAUGCAAAUUUUUGCCGACCUUAAUUCAACCAAAGUAAGAAUUUUUUUGCUGCUGAUAGCUGUUAAAAUGUCAGCGAUUAUAGAAUUCGAUUCGUAGUUCGAUUAACUGAACACACUACGGUGUAAGGUUUAAAAACUGACGGGUAUUGUGCAUAUACGUCAGGUGUCUGAAGAUCAAAUUUCGCGCUUCUGGAGUUAAAAUUUGGCUCCAACUUUCGAAUUUUCCGGCUGGAGGUAACGUUCCAGUUAUUUCCGAUUUCAAUGAUUCGUAAAUGCGUGAUUAAUAGUGCUUCAAGACGUGGAACAGAUUUUAAGAAACGCUGAGAUGUGCCGACCUAGGUCAGAUUUAGGUCGGCCCUCUUUUGCCGACCUCAGAUUUGACGGUUUUGACUGUUCGAGGGCUGCAAAAUGGAUGCCGACAAAGGAAAAAUUCGCUAGUGGAAACCCGUCUUAAUAGAGGGUAAUAGGGUGCAUAUCCACACCGGGCGAGCUUGAAAAAUAUGCCCGGCCACGGUGGGAUUCGAACCUACGACCUUCGGAAUACUAGCCCAAUGCUCUUCCAACUGAGCUUUCUGUGUUGGAGUUGGUGUUCUUGUCUUACUCGAACCGUCCUGACCGCGUAGCUCAGUUGGAAGAGCAUUGGGCUAGUAUUCCGAAGGUCGUAGGUUCGAAUCCCACCGCGGCCGGGCAUAUUUUUCAAGCUCGCCUGGUGUGGAUAUGCACUCAGAGUAACAUCGCAAACAUAUUAUUCACCUGAGUACACAACACCAACACAGAAAAAAAAAUCAUAUUACUAGAACACAUUGGUAUUGAAGGAACUAGAUACUGUUCCGAAAUAUCACUUAGUCGAACCGUCCUGACCGCGUAGCUCAGUUGGAAGAGCAUUGGGCUAGUAUUCCAAAGGUCGUAGGUUCGAAUCCCACCGUGGCCGGGCAUACUUUUUAAGCUCGCCCGGUGUGGAUAUGCACUCAGAGUAACAUCGCAAACAUAUUAAAGAACUUUUCGCCAAACUUUUCAAUAUUUUUCUCGUUAAGCGAGCUGUUUCUGAAACCAAUCGAGUAUCAUUUAAACCAGAUGACGAAAGAGGUCACAACAGGAAAACCUUCGCUACUGAUCAUUCCACAAGAAAAUACCUUCAAUAUUCCUUAUGCAGCAUUACGAUUGAAGAAUGGGAAAUAUCUUUGCGACCAAGUGACCUUACUUGAGGCAUUCUCUUUCAAUUCUUUCAUUCACUCCACCAGACGAAUGCAGUCCGCCAGAGAAGACGGCGAUCGAAUGACGGAAUCACUUAUCGUCGGCAACCCAUCCAAUGACCUCCCUGAACUGCCAUGUGCUCAACAAGAAGCAGAAAUGAUUGCUGGACUGCUUGGUGUCACCCCACUGAUCGGACAUUUGGCGACACGUAGCGAAGUAGUAUGUCGCCUUCCGUCAGCACCAAUAAUUCAUUUUGCUUGCCAUGGUAGUAUUGAUGGACAAUGCUUGUUUUUGGCGCCGGAAAAGGAACGGUAAGCAGUCUAAAUAUUACUUUAAUUUAACCCAUAGUAAUUGUUUAACCAAUAUUUGGGAGACCAUGAACGGUGUUAUAAGUCGAAGACCAAAGUUAUGGCAUUGAAAAACUUGUGAUAAUAAACGAUUUACAACUUUUCCAUAGGUUACUAGUUUCUUGGGAUAUUUAUAUUUUUAUAUAUGUAUGAUAUGCAAUAGGAUUUAUUGAAAAAUGAUGCAUGUGUCUCUGAGAGACAUAUUUGGAACCCCAAUUGUACAUUCACGAUAAUCUGAAAGAUAAUCGAUAAUCUGGAAGAUACACGUUUUAGAACUCGUCAAGCAGUAUGAUCUAAUAGUAAUAAUUAAUAUGGGUGUGUAGUUAGUAUAGGUGUCGCGAUUAAUUGUUCGGACUUUAUGUGGUCAUGAAUAUGGGCUACGAGAAACGUUACAUUGUGUAUCUCCUCUAAUUCUAUCAGGGUAACUGAUGCAACUAAGAAACCAAGCUGUCUUACGGUUGAAGACGUCUCCAAACUAAACGUUACUGCAGACAUAGUCGUCCUUAGUGCUUGCCACACUGCCUGUGGAAAUAUCAGCAGCGAAGGAGUUGUUGGAUUGGCAAGAGAAUUUCUGAUGGCUGGUGCAAAGUCUGUGGUUACAGCUCUGUGGGCCAUUCCUGACAGUGCGACUAUGAUGUUCAUGAAGAAAUUUUACAGAAAUCUCCGUGCAAUGCGUGUUGGUGAUGCCUUGUCUACAACCAUGUGUCAGAUGCAAGAGGAAGAAUUUUUCAAACAUGUCAUCCAAUGGGGCUCGUUCAAGGUUCUUGGCGCAAAUGUGAAAGUAUCAUUUCCCAAGUAGAAAAAUGAACGUUUCUAAUUAGCAUUGAGACAACGAAGCCAAGUUGUCUAUGAGCGAAUACGGCAAAACUGAGUUUAUAUACUAUUCGCUCCGAG